UAUGAGUUCCAAAGAGUUGAAUGGUAUUGCCCACCUCCUGUCUCUCUCCUCGAGAUUGCUCCUGGCCUUGCAAAUCUCUCAGUUACAGAUUGUGGAGGUGAUGAUAUAGAGCUCAAACAGGAAAUGGAGAAGCAGUUUGUGGACCCUGUCACCGAGGAGCUGAAGCUGCAAGAAGCAGUUGCAGAUGAGCAUAGCCGUCAUAUGAAUGUUACCCUUGGAGAAGCUAAAAGAGUUGCGUCUCAGUAUCAAAAGGAAGCUGAGAAAUGCAAUGCGGCUACUGAGAUUUGUGAAUCAGCUAGGGAGAGAGCUGAAGCUUUGUUGAUCAAGGAGAGGAAGAUCACUUCUUUGUGGGAGAAGAGAGCUCGCCAAUCAGGUUGGGAAGGUGAAUAAAAAACUGACUGCACUUCCCACGUUUCUCCAUAUAUGUAGUUUAUUGAUUUGCCUUUGGAUCGGAAUGUUAGCUAAAGAAAGGCCUGGCCAUUGUAUUGAUUCUUCUUCAUUAUAUAUACAAAUUGUCCAUUUCACUA
Messenger RNA from Brassica napus (rape), 527 nucleotides. RefSeq lists its product as uncharacterized. Lineage: Eukaryota; Viridiplantae; Streptophyta; Magnoliopsida; Brassicales; Brassicaceae. The annotation marks the transcript as partial. The transcript is spliced from 3 exons. The record is from RefSeq and is a predicted model, not a curated record.